AAGUAAAUGUUUUUUUUUCUUUUCGGUAAAGCUUAUUCUUAAUAAUGCAAUAAUAUCGACCCGAUUAUGUUUUUCAUCAAAUUUUUAAGGUCAUUAAAUACAAUUUGGUAUAAUUCCACCGCUGCGACGAGAGGGGAGCACAGAGAUCUCUCGUUCGUUUUUCCCGGAAAAUCUGGGAAAUAGCAGAAAAUUUCCAUCGGAUCCCUCUGAGAAAAUUCGAAUCCCUAGUCCACGAGUUUUUUUUUCACCUAUCUUCGUCAUUCCCUCUAUUCGCUUUUUCUUCCCCCUUUUUUUUCUUCAGUCAUCUCUCCCUCACCGUUUUCGAUUUUUUUCCUACUUGAUGAUGAAAUUCUGAUCAGAUCUAGCUUAGAUUAGGUAGGAUUAUCCAGAGAUUAUGUUUAUGGAUCGAGAGAGAAGGCUUUCUUGUCGAAAUGGGACUCCGGAAUACAGCAACGGAAAAUUCCGCGAUGAUAAUGGUUACGGAUUCUUAGAUCGAUCGGAAAAUUGCCGCGAGAGGAGUCCUUCUAGAUCGUCUCCCUCGAGGAUCCUCCGGAUCCCGUCUCCGACCUCGUCUCCUCCACCUUCCAGCUCCUCCCCGCCAUUUCCCGGUUCCAGCUCUCCCGACCGUGGCUAUAUCGAGCACCGCGUCUCCAAGUUCGAUACUCUCGCCGGCAUUGCCAUCAAAUACGGCGUUGAGGUUGCAGAUGUCAAAAAGAUGAAUGGCCUUGUUACUGAUCUUCAAAUGUUUGCUCUCAAGUCUCUCCAGAUCCCGUUACCUGGAAGGCAUCCUCCUUCUCCAUGUUUAUCUAAUGGCUCCUUAAACCAUGGAGCAGAUCCUGUUUUCUUCAUGUCACUGCAAAUCUAG
Molecule: messenger RNA, 865 nt
Organism: Thlaspi arvense
Lineage: Eukaryota; Viridiplantae; Streptophyta; Magnoliopsida; Brassicales; Brassicaceae
Source: the annotation of a GenBank genome assembly